This is a messenger RNA of Chrysemys picta bellii (western painted turtle), 5384 nucleotides long. Its product is annotated as EF-hand calcium-binding domain-containing protein 6-like. The record is from RefSeq and is a predicted model, not a curated record. Gene Ontology annotation, molecular function: calcium ion binding. NCBI's taxonomy places the organism in Eukaryota, Metazoa, Chordata, Testudines, Emydidae.
UAGGGGAAUUGAACCUGGGUCUCCCAUUCCUGGGUGAAUGAGUUAACCACUGGGCUAAAAGUCAUAAGGGAGGUACCACCUUCUCUGCUAUUUCUUGCAAAAACAGUUUAGGCACCUGAGUCUAGGAGAGGGGUUCCGAGGUGUGGAGAGCUAGUGGAGAUAGGCUAGCACCUCCCUGCAACCCAGACUUGGGUGCCUAACUCUGUAUGAGGGGUGGGUUUAGGAUACACUCAUCUAGUUGGCAUCUCCCAUUGGCUAAUUUAGUUGGCUACCCACUAGCAUGCUUUUUUUAUGGAGCCCAUUCUCAGGCAUCUAUCUCUCCUCAUGCAUUGUAUAGGGAGAUUAGGUGCUUAAUUCAGGAUUUUGGGAUUCCAGUGACUUUCAAGGUAUCUAAAAAUUAGGUGUGCAGUCUAAAUCCCUCCUUGGAUCUAGGCCAUAGUUUUUAAACUCAUAUUCCCUUAGUUUUCAGAGUAGCAGCCGUAUUAGUCUGUAUCCGCAAAAAGAACAGGAGUACUUCUGGCACCUUAGAGACUAACAAAUUUAUUUGAGCAUAAGCUUUUGUGGACAUGCAUCCGAUGAAGUGGGCUGUAGCCCAUGAAAGCUUAUGCUCCUGUUCUUAUUCCCCUGGUGUACAUCAUUAAUUUUGAUUCUGAAUCCUCACACAAUAUGAUCAGAGGGGCUUUCCACAGGCAUCUGUGAAGAUGAUUAUGACCCUGGUUUUCUGAUGUCCACCUCAUAAGUUAUCCAUGCCUGUGUCACCUCAGGACUGGAUUACUGUAAUAUGCUUUACAUAGAGUUAUCCUUGUAGAUCACUUAGAAGCUGCAGCUGGUGCAAAAUGCAGAUGGCUGCUUAUUUACUUGAUGGUGUUGGCUAUGGAACACAUUAUACCAGGUCUAUAAGAUCUGCAUUGACUUUCUGUUCACUUCUGGGUGCAUUUAAAGAUGGGUUGGCCUGAUAUUCAUCUCUGUAAAGCCCUAUGGUUUAUCCUGUCCAUCUAAUAGACAGCCCCUUUUCCUCUGAUAGCUGACACCUAGGGCAUUUUUCCAGUCCCUGGGUUUGAAGGUAUGGGAGCUAGACACUCUCCGCUGAAGCGCCUCAACUUUGUCUCCUUGUUGGUCGGAGGGAGUCCAAGUUUAUUGACCUUCAGGAUACAGUGUAAGGUAGAUCUAUUUACUCAGACUUUAGUCCCGGAUUUGUAGACAGCUGCAUCCUGGGGAUGGGAGUCAGGUUGAUAUCUGUGGCUCAAGUCUAUAUUUUAUUUUAAUUUCCAUACAUGUGCCAAGGGACUGGCUGCCUGUUACAAAGGGGAGCCCCACAUAUGCUCACAAGACCAUGCUCCGUGCAGUAUGCAAGAAUCCGUUUCUUGGUGGUAACGCUCCUCCGGUAGCUGUGUAGGGAGGAGAGUCCAGUGGUUAAGCUGGGGAGGCGCGGGGAGGGGAGCCCCUUUCUCCCAUGGCUUCUGUCGCGGGGCUGGGAAUGCAGCCGGACCUCCCAGUGGUGCGUCUGGCUCUCUCUGGCAGAAAUGUUGUUGAAAAGGGAUUCAGGCGUUUUCUGUUGCCUGUAGCAACCUCCCCUUGUUCCAGAAGAGAAACACCACCAGCUCCAAACAGUCUGGGGCUGCUGGAGGAAAGGCCAGGGCGAGCACGGGGCACUAUCAGGGCUUCUUUGGCUCAGCAGCACCCCGGGCUCUCAGCACAGGGCAGAGGCAUUUACUGACCCAGAUACGGGAGGCUGGAAACUUUCCCCAAGCGCAGCCUUUUAAACGAGGGGAAGGGGAGGGCACGUUGGGCUCCCCUCCCCGCACCCAGCGAGGUACAGCCCUCUGGUGGUUUGUGUUGGGGCUUUAACCCCUGGCGCCGGGGAGGAGGCUGGUGAGCAGCCCGACACGGAUCGGCCUUCUCUUGUCUGGUCUCCUUUCGGCCAGGAUGGCUGCCCGCGGCGAGGUGCCCUCCAGCCGCCCGCAGGCUCCCAGCACCGCUUCGCCCCGGCUGCCGCCUGUGAUCCAGCACCCGCUCUCCCGGCUCGGCGACCCCGAGCGCCUGGCUCUGCGCGGGUACGCGCCGUGCGGACAGCAGCCUGCAGGGGGCAGCGGCGGCACCCGGGCCCCGCCGCAGCAGCCCCCUGAGCCGGAGCUGCUGCUGCCCCCCUUCCGCGGUGCGCGCUCCCUCCUGUCCCCACGGCAGCCGCAGGAGAACUCCGCCCGCGCGGACCCGGGCAAGCCCAAGCUCCCGCUAUUCGGCCAACGAGCCGACACUGGAAACCCAGCAGUAAGCAGAGCAAGUUUUGCUAGCAGCAGGACCAGUUUACUGUCUCAGCCUGGGACACAGCUCAGGAUUGAAGCUGAUGAGCUGGAGCACAUUUUGCGUGAAAAAAUGAGAUCUGGCAGCUAUUUUACUAUGAGACAACUGUUCAGAAACAAUGACCCUGAGGGCAAGGGGCAGGUCAAUAGAGAUGUGCUACUAAUGAUGCUGACCAAAUUUCUGGGAAGGUAUAUCAGCGUCAAGCAGUAUCAGCAACUUCUUCUAAGGCUUAAACUACAGGACAAAGCCAUUAUCAAGUUUGAAGAGUUGUAUGCAGCAAUUCGUGAUCCUGCUACUUCUGGGGCUCCAGCCUGGCUUGAUCCCAUCAACCACAGACUGGGGGACAGAAUCAUGAUGACUGCAUCACAGGUGCAUGCACAACUAAAAGAAAAAGCAAAACAAAGGUCCCUGGAUAUUGCUGAUCUGAUGCCCCAGAAGAACCCAGGUGAUGACAUCAGGAUUCUGAUGCCUGAGUUUAAGAACAUACUUAACAAACUAGGUUUUCACAUUGGAAAUGAGGAGUUUGAAAAGCUUUGGAGAAGGUAUGACACAGAAGGAACAGGAGUUCUGAAAGAAGAUAUACUACUUAAAAAACUAGGAGCUGAGCUCCAAAAUGGAUCUUCAAACAAUGCUAAAGUUUCUGGACAAAGCAGAGAAAUCUCGAAAGCAGAGUGGGAACGCAGAGCUUCACUUGACAUAGAAAGGUGGCUGAAAGAUAAAUUCAGAGAAGGAUUUAGAAACAUGAAAGAAGAAUUUGAAAAACAUGACCCACAAAAAACAGGCAAGGUGGGAAAAGAAUCCUUCUUGUCAAUCCUACAAAAAUUUGACAUGCAUCUCAAAAAGGAGCAUUUUAACCUUUUCCUGGCAAGAUGUGGUCUUGAAAACAGCCAAACUGGGAUCAAUUAUUUGGAUCUUUUAAGGAACUUCCAGGAUCGUAGUGACAGAGGGAUCACACACAAAAUUCUCUCUAAUUCCAAGCAUAAAUUUCAUCGUGAAGGGAGCAUCAGCCCAGCUUCCACUCUGACUGCAAUUGAAGCAAAGUUGGCAAAUUUGUUUCAAUCUGAUUUCCUUUCACUCUUGGCCACGUUCCAAAAAAUUGACAGGUUGGAGAGAGAGGUCAUUAGUCAGCAGGAGUUUCAAGCAGCAGUUGAGAGCCGGUUUGGCGUGGAGAUUACUGAUGAAGAGUUUGAGCUGCUACUUGACAGAAUCCCCCUUGAUGAAGAUGGAAAUGUCAGAUACCCCCAGUUCAUGGCCAUGUUUGAUUCUCGCAGAGGGUUGCCUAGUCUCUUUGACGAGAAAUCUGUAACAAAUUCUAUGUGUGAGCCUAACGAAGACAAAGAUGGGCAGAAACAGAAAGAAAAUAUCCCUAACCAGAAAGUGAAAUACACCUGUGGAAGAACUCCAAGGCAGCUGUUCAAGAUUAUUAAAAGCUUGCUAAAUAAACGCUACCAAGCAAUAGAGAAAGAGUUUGAAGAUUUAGAUGAAAUGAACUCCCGGCGCCUCACUCAGGAGACUAUGUACCUUCUCUUGAAGCGGUUUGACAUCCAACCUGAAAUAACUCGAGGUGAAAUCCGCAGGCUGUGGGAAACUUUAAUUACAAAUCAGGACAAUACCCUUGACUUCAUGGAGUUCGUGAGACACUUUGGAUACUCCCCCAGCUCUUUGUGUUUCCCCAAUGCCAAGAUUAGUCCACCCAGAAAAGGGGACAAUAACUUCAGGCUGUGUUCUAAAAAGCUCAGCUGUGAUUCUGACAUACUGGUGGACAGGGUGCGAGCAAAAGUGGAGUAUUUGUGGGAUGAUCUCAAGAAAGAGUUUGAAGAGCUAGACCCCUACCAUACAGGCUUUGUAAGCAAGGAGGAAUUUAAAGAUAUUUUAACUGAGCUCUGUGCGCAUCUUAAUGAAUAUGAAUGUGAAAUGCUGGGACAGAAAUUUGAAAGCAAUGGAGAUGGAUGGGUUUCAUACCUGGAGUUUCUGAAGCCCUUUGCUUUAAGUAGACAAAGAUGGAAGAACGGGAAUAACAUGGCUGCUGCAAUGCAGGCAUCUCAGGGUGAGACAGACCAAUCCCACAUAGGAACGCAGACUGCAGAGCUGGGUGGUCUGACAACUAGACUACGAAAAAAGUUACGAGGGGACUGGAAGACCCUUCGAAGAGCCUUUAAGAAGCUGGAUAUUGACAGCAGUGGCUACCUCUCUUUGCCAGAAUUCAGAUCUGUCCUGAAGCUCUGUAACCUUCUGCUAGAUGAGGAUGAGGUUUACCACAUUCUGUCUAAGUUUGAUCCCAACCUGGAUGGGCGAAUUGAUUACAAGUCCUUUUUGGAAGAAACUUGCAAAAAAGGGCAACCACGUACAGCCAAAAAAUCUCCUGCAAACCCGCAAUAAAAUAAUGUAGAAUAUUCUUGUGAGUAGAAGAGGAAGAAUGGUGUCUGCAUGCUCCCAGCUGUUUAUCCUUCCAGCUAAGUCAUUUGCUUCUUUUUGGAGUGUGGAUCUCUGCUGUGUGUCUUUUGGCUACUCAUGAGUUGCCCACUGUAUUACCAGUUGUUUUGUAGGGGGAUAAUAAAAACUGAGAGAGCAGAGAGUGAAGCUGAGUAUUAAACAAAUACUGUACUCUAUUUAAAACUUGAUUCAAGCUGUUACUAAGGAAACUAAUAUUCUGAAAAGCAGAGGCAAGGAUGCUGUUUAGAGAGAUGCUAAUUUUUAAUAAAAUAAAACUUUCAGUGAAGGUACCAGGUGGAUUUUUGCUGUUUAGGAUGCAAUGACAAUGAGUCCCUUUGAUUUCACUGGGAGUUGGAUCAGGUCCUUUGUAUGUGUUAACCAGAAUUUGGCCCUUAAUAUAAACAUACAUUUUCAUGCUUAGUUAUCUUUUCUUUUUUCUUACAAAUGUAUUUUCUCCAUAGAGUACAACAGGCAAAGGGCCCAAUUCUGCAGCAGCUCUGCACAUGACUUCACUGCACAUUCCAUGCUCAAAGCAGUUGUAUGUUUAGAUCCAUGUUAGUUAUCUGUUUAUUUUUGUAGUACAAAUACAUUUUCAUAAACAUGUAAGUGCAUAGUUGGUUUGGUUAAAUAAAUAUCUGAACUCACUUAAA